UUCCUAGGCUGUCAAACUAAAUAACAGAACAAGCAAUGGAAAUUGCAAUUCAUGAUUUCUGAAGGGCAUUUAAAAAUGGCAGGUUUUAUGUGGUGAUGAUACACCCUUUUUCCUUUGGAGAUCCAAGCCCUGUGAGAGCAGGAACCUUACUGUCCAUUCAUACUUAAUAGUAGGGAAUCUCUUGCAGCUGGUGCUACAUGAAAACAGGGCCUAUGGGCUUCACUGGGCAUGGGCUCUCAGACCCUUAGGGUAAUAGAUAUCCCGUCAUUAAGCCAAAGAACUCUGUGUAUCAAUUCCAUCUUCUCUCAGGACUCCCAAAGAAAAAAUCUCACUGAAAUGGGCAUAAAAUUUUAAAAAUUAUAAACCACAUGAGAAAAUAAAGCACCAUCAGACAGACGCAGUAGAGUCAGGAAAUAGGAAAAUGAGCACAUUAAGAUCUAGAAACUACGGAGCUAUCUAAAGACAGACUAUGAAAGUAUGUAGUAAACGGUUGAGGAUAAUGGAAGAGAAAUAACAUGAAUGAAAAUCAACUUGAGAUACAGAUAAUAAAAAUGAAUGAUGUGGUCAUUGAAAGUACACUCAUUUGGUGGGCAGUAGCACAUUAGACCCAAGUGUUAAGAGUGGACUGACGGCCUUGCAAAUGGACGUGAAGCACAAAAGAUUGAAAAAUGGAGACUCUCCAGGUUGCAUGGGGAGAGUGGUUUAGAAGGAGCAGGACCAGGAAGAACAGUGGUGUAACUUGAAGUUGUUCAUUCAUGUAAGUUCCUACUAUGUGCCAGUGUGUAUAGGGGCUGAGGAUAGUGUCACUUUUUUAAAAGGUCCUGUAGUACAUUUUAGUGGGUCAUGAUGGCUCCAUCAAGAAUGGCAGUGGAGAUUGGUUAAUUUAAAAGACAUUUAUUUUAAAAGGUAGAAUUAACAAGAUUUGUUAAAAAGAGAAAUAUGGAGGAACAGACUGAUUCUGCCUGUUAAAGUGGGAAGAAAACUUCAAAGUGGAGGUUUAUUCACUUGAGUGCAUUUAUUGUGCACUUUAUUAUACAUAUUAGAGAUUGAUGAAAAGCACAGUCUUUAACUUCAAGGAGAUUGGCAGGAAAGAUAAACAGCAGCUAUGUGACAGGACAAAUACUGUGGUAGAGAUGUGCCAGGUUGCUGUGGAAGCAAAGUGAUUUCUAAGUGUCUAAGGGUAGGGAGAAUGGGAUCAAAGAAAACGGCAUAGAAGAUAUGGACCUGAGCUCUGUCUUGAAAGAUAAAGUUUAGCCUAAUAAAGGAUAAAGAGGAGGAACAGCAUAUUCAGAAGCCAAAGGGCAUAGGACUUUUGUGUGUUUCCCAUGCACACCAAUUUGUGUGUGUGUAUGAGUGUGUAUAAGGACUGGAGAAGGAGGCACAGGGAAUAAGGUGAGAGGUGACCUACUGUGCAAUACUUAGCAGCUUGUAUUUCACUUACAAGACACGGAGGAGUAGCCGAGGAUCUUAAAUGCGGAAGGAACAUGACCAGAUUUGUCAAGAGCUCUCAUUCGUGUGACACUGAAUGGUAACUUGAAAAUAGGAAUCUGGAGGCAGGUGGCUCACAUUUGGAGGCAGUUGCGGUAAUCUGGACGAGAACUGAGGAGGACCUGAACUGGAAAGCACGGGAGUGAAGAUGAGGGGACCUGUUACGAAGAAUAGGAACACACCCUGCAGCACCAGGGGUGGGGGUCCCAUGGGAGGAACUCGUCAAAGUGUCCCGGCAGAGCCCUGGAGGCAAUGACUGUGUGAGCGCCAGGUGGUGUGAGGCCUCCCCAGAGCCAGACCAUGGCUGCCGCCGUGGAGCCAGAGACCCAGGACCUUUGGGAAGAAGAGGGGAUUCUAAUGGUGAAACUGGAAGAUGACCUUCCCUGUGGGCCGGAGCCUGUCUUACAGAGGGAUGACCCCGUGCACGAGACCUCCCACCAGAACUUCCGUCGCUUUCGCUACCAGGAAGCAGCAAGCCCUCGAGAAGCUCUCAUGCGACUCCGAGAACUUUGCCAUCAGUGGCUGAGGCCAGAGAGGCGGACGAAGGAGCAGAUCCUGGAGCUGCUGGUGCUGGAGCAGUUCCUCACGGUGCUGCCCGGAGAGCUGCAGAGCUGGGUGCGCGGCCAGCGGCCAGAGAGCGGCGAGGAGGCCGUGACGCUGGUGGAGGGUUUGCAGAAACAGCCCAUGAGACCAAGGCGGUGGGUGACGGUCCAUGUUCAUGGCCAGGAAGUCCUGUCAGAAGAGACAGCGGCUGCAGGAGCAGAGCCUGAGUCACCUGGGGAGCUACAGGACCCUGUGCAGGCCUCCCCACCUGAGGAGGCCCAGGAGGAGACCCCACCGAGCCCAGAUCUGGGGGAGCCGCAGGAGCAGAGCCCGGGCCGCGAGUCGCAGUUGCAGCCCCUGCAGGAGAGCGAGGUUCCAGUGCCCCAGCACCCAGACCUUCCUGAGGAGAGGAACUCUGGAAAUGCAGAUAUGGUUGCCCUCCUGACGGCUCUGUCCCAGGGAUUGGUAACUUUCAAAGAUGUGGCCGUGUGCUUCUCCCAGGACCAGUGGAGUGAUUUAGAUCCAACACAGAAAGAGUUCUAUGGAGAAUAUGUCUUGGAAGAAGACUGUGGAAUUGUGGUCUCCUUGUCAUUUCCAAUCCCCAGACUAGAUGAGACCGUCCACGGAAGACAGGAAGGGCCUCUGGUCCCGGAAAUCCCCGGGCCGCAAGAGCCUCAAGAACCAGAAAUCCUGAGCUUUACCUACACAGGAGACAGGAGUGAAGAUGAGGACCAAAGUCCUGAGCAGGAAGAUCUGAACGUGGAAGACGUCAGCAGGUCUGUUCUGGGAGAUCCAGAAAUUCACCAGACUCCAGACUGGGAAAUAGUCUUUGAGGGUGAUCCAGGUAGACUGAAUGAAAGAAGAUUUGGUACAAAUAUUUCUCAAGUUAAUAGUUUAACAAAUCUUCAGGAAACCAUGCCUCUCCACCCCUUGUUAGGGAGACAUCAUAACUGUCCUGUCUGUGGAAAAAGCUUCACUUGUAACUCCCACCUUGUCAGGCACCUGCGGACUCACACAGGGGAGAAACCCUAUAAGUGUAUGGAGUGUGGAAAAAGUUAUACACGGAGCUCCCACCUUGCCAGGCACCAAAAGGUUCACAAAACGGGCCCUCCUCAUAAACUUCCUGUAAACCGGAAGAGCCUGGACGAGACCUCCCCUCUGGUCCAGACUAAGAGAACUCAGCCUGUUGAGAAACCCUACAGAUGUGACGACUGUGGAAAACACUUCCGCUGGGCUUCGGACCUCGUCAGGCAUCAGAGGACACAUACAGGAGAAAGACCCUUCUUCUGUACUAUUUGUGGCAAAAGCUUCAGCCAGAAAUGUGUGCUGACGACACACCAAAGAAUCCACCUGGGAGGCAGACCCUACUUGUGCGGGGAGUGUGGCGCGGACUUCAGCGACCACAGGCGGUACCUGGCGCACCGGAAGACUCACUCGGCCGAGGAGCUGCAUCUCUGCAGCGAGUGCGGCCGGUGCUUCAACCAUCGCGCCGCAUUUGCCAAGCACCUGCGAGGACACGCCUCGGUGAGGUCCUGCCGAUGCAACGAGUGUGGGAAAACCUUCAGUCGGCGGGACCACCUCGUCCGGCAUCAGAGAACACAUACUGGCGAGAAACCAUUCACGUGCCCGACCUGUGGAAAAAGCUUCAGCAGAGGCUAUCACUUAAUCAGGCAUCAGAGGACCCACUCAAAGACCUCCUAGCUAGUUGCCCAUGGAAAGAAAGCUGCCUUCACCCAGGGAUGGGCUAGGAGAGGCCAUCUUGUCAGCCUGGGAGGAUUUUUUCUAGGGAGUCUCCCUGACUUGCCCAGAUCUGCAUAGCCUCUUCCCACAGCUAACGAAAACCCCCGGGGCAGAACCUCUCAACCUUCUUUAACUCCUUGAGGAGAAUUGUUGCUCAAGGACAUCCUGAAUCGAGGCUCCUCCUUGACAGGAGUGCCCCAGCCUCCACCUCGUGGUUGUGAAGUAGGGGAAUGAGAAGACAUGAGAGGUUGUGGUCAUUACCUUUCCCCCAAGAUAGGCUGUUACGUAUCCUAAAGACUACUUAAUAGCCUCAAGCUCAAAGUGGCCCAGGCCAACCCCUUAGGUUGGGUAAGGGACCAGCCUUUAGGAUUCUGUCCUUACCAGGCUCAGAUCUUAAAGCGCACAGCCCUGAACUCAAGGCAGGAGAUUCGCAUCCUGAUGGCCUUGCCACAUGUUGACAGGAUAACUACAACUCUCACUGAUCCACUCCCCCGUGGUGGGGAUAGGGGAGAGAAGUGUUUGAUGCUGAAAACCUCGAGGCCGCCGUCAAAAGUGAUACCAGGUGCCAGACACUGCUAGGAAGGAGGACGUCGUCACAAGCGUCUUUCCUUGUGGGUUUUCUCCCUGUUAGAACACUCAAUGCCUCCCCUUGAUACCAUUCUACCAGCCUCUUGGUCUUGUCCCUGGCACUUCUACUACAAGUCAGAUGUAGCAUUUGGGUGCUGAGAGAGUCAGUAAGGCAUAAUUAAAUCAUGAAACAAUUUACAUUCCCACAUACGUACAAGCCCACCCAUCCCACCCUCUGCAUGGGCUUGUGAGGGGAUUUUGGAAUAGUGUCAGCUCACAGAGGCACUAGAAUAAUUAUAGAAUCAUGAUUGACUAAGUCACUUCAUUCACGUGAAGAAAACUGGAGAAGACCUGAGAUGGUUAUGGAAAAGUUAAGAAAGAUAUAUGGCUGCUGGCUAAGGUUAUCAAGACUAUUUUCCUGAUACCCAGCACCCCAAAUCCUUGCCUCAGUUCUCUGAUACCAGAGAAAGUUGUGAACCCCAGCAAUUGGGAUCCUGAAGAAUUUACCAGGAGUAAAUGGCUUUCAUGUA
Molecule: messenger RNA, 4868 nt
Organism: Manis pentadactyla (Chinese pangolin)
Lineage: Eukaryota; Metazoa; Chordata; Mammalia; Pholidota; Manidae
Gene: ZNF202
Product: zinc finger protein 202
Exons: 7
Coding region: 1789-3732 (647 amino acids)
Biological process (GO): negative regulation of transcription by RNA polymerase II
Molecular function (GO): DNA-binding transcription repressor activity, RNA polymerase II-specific
Source: RefSeq, a predicted model, not a curated record